Molecule: messenger RNA, 1041 nt
Organism: Coffea eugenioides
Lineage: Eukaryota; Viridiplantae; Streptophyta; Magnoliopsida; Gentianales; Rubiaceae
Product: UPF0329 protein ECU05_1680/ECU11_0050-like
Exons: 3
Coding region: 405-638 (77 amino acids)
Source: RefSeq, a predicted model, not a curated record
GGAGAUAGAAUCAUAAGAAGGGGGCCAAAAUUAUGAGGUGCUGAGUCAGCUGAAGGACAGCACCGUAAGUAACUCGCUUUAAUGAAAUUUGGAAUUUUGGAGCAGCAGCAGCAGUGGGCACCGGGCAGUGUAGGCAGUACCACCAGACCGCGACCACCCGCUACUUAAAUUAAACGUUCCUCUCUUCCCAUUUUCCUUCACCCCAAAGCCCCGAGCUUGCUGUAUGCCUACUAUACCGAGAGAAAGGGUCCUUCCUCUCAUUUCAUUUCAUUUCUUGUAUAAGAAAAUCUCCACGAUCCCCCCGCCCCUCCUCCCUGUAGUAAUACAUUCUAUAUAAACAUAUAUACUACUGAUUAGUAGUAUUAGCUAGGACUAGGAAGAGGGGCUUGUCAGAGUUAGACGAUAUGGGCGAAGAGAAGAAAGAGGAAGCGAACAAGGAGGAGCAACAGAAACAAGUACCGGGAAACAAAGAAGAUACUAGUAAAAAGGAAGAAGAAGGGGACAAGAAAGAAGAAAAGAAGGAAGAAGAGGUUCAGGAGAUUGUUCUCAAGGUUUGCGCUAACUACACAAUACUACUACUAAAUGCUUCAAAUGCAUUUGCUCUUACCGCCCACCAAACAAAAUUAAUUGAUUACUAAUUUGGACGCUCUUCACAUCAUAUCAGUAAAAUCACCCCAUCAAAUUCUCUACUCCUCUCUCACAUAAUCGUGCAACCCCCAGUGUUGUCCUCAUUGAAAUAAUUGCAACAGCUGUCCGUAUAUCCCUUCCCAUGCCCGUACCUGAAACCAUAGCUAUCAUAACAGGGCGGCGGGGGCGCGGGCCGCCCAUAACCAUAGUAGCAUGGCCCCCCGUUGUACCCUUCCGAACAUGGGACACAUCAGAACCCCACUGGAACUGGCGGGUGAGAGCACAGUUCAGGUGAAGUCGGUGCUGGUGGUGGUGGUGGUGGUGCAAGUGCCAUCGGCUUUUCAACUACUGUAACUGGGGGUAUACUUCGACUGAUUAGUGACUCCUCCAAUGUUAAUUGUCCCCUUCCUCUCU